CCUGCUCGAGGAAGAGGAGGAAGAGGAAGAGGAAGAGGAGGAGUGAGAAUGCAUGGAGGAAUAGGGGGAAGAGGCCGAGGAGCACGGAGGCACCAUGAUGUCCCAGAUGAAAUCCGGGCCACCCUUAUUGACCACGUUAUAAACCAUCGCCUCACAAUGGCAGAGGCAGGUCGCCGAGUGCAGCCUAAUGUGCCUCGGUCUACAGUCUCCUCCAUCAUCCAAACCUUUCGCAGGGAAAACAGGAUUGGACGACAGCCUCAAGUGGGUGGCAGAAGAAAACUUCUAAAUGAACAACAAGAACGAGAAAUAUGCAACAUGGUCAUUGCAAAUAAUGCCAUCACACUGAGACAGAUUCGUAAUGCAAUCCUUCUAGACAAUGUAAUGUUCCAAAAUAUAAACUCUAUCAGCAUCUCCACAAUAGACCGGGUAUUGAAGAAACAUCAGAUGACCAUGAAACAGAUUUACAGGGUACCAUUUGAGAGAAACUCUGACAGAGUGAAAGAGCUGCGGUACCAGUAUGUGCAUUACUUUAGAUCCUCUUUAGAAUAAUGGCAUUAGAAGGCAACGAAACCCCUCACAUCCUAGUGUUCGUUGAUGAAGCUGGCUUCAACCUGGCCAAAGGUCGAAGGCGUGGCCGUAACAUCAUUGGCCACCGAGCCACUGUGGAUGUCCCAGGCCAGCGAGGAGCAAAUAUAACAAUGUGUGCCGCUAUAUCAGAAAGAGGUGUGGCCACACACAUUCCCAGUUUAGGGCCCUACAAUACACAAAAGCUCCUCAAUUUUUUGGACCACCUUUAUACUGAUCUGAUCCCGGAAAAUGAGAGAGGUGAAGAAGGACCUCAGCUACCACAUUAUGUCAUUGUGUGGGAUAAUGUGAACUUCCACCGUGGCCCACGCAUCAGAACCUGGUUCACCACCCAUCCCCGGAUGCUAAUGGAGUUUCUUCCACCUUACUCUCCUUUCCUAAAUCCAAUUGAGGAGUUUUUUUCAGCUUGGAGGUGGAGGGUGUAUGAGCAUCAGGCUCAAGACCAGAGGGCCCUGCUGCAUGCAAUGGAUGCUGCAUGUGAGGACAUCACAGGGGAUCAAUGUAGGGGAUGGUUGAGACAUUCACGCCGUUUCUUCCCUCGCUGCAUCGCAAGAGAAAAUAUCCGUUGCGAUGUGGAUGAGAAUUUAUGGCCUAACAGAGAGCAGCGCGUCGAUGGCCAGGAGGAUGAGGAUGGUGGCCAGGAAAGAGAGGGUGACAAUGGCGACCACUGAAAAUAUUACUGUACUAUAGUUCUGAAACUUUAUUUACAGUA
Labeo rohita (rohu) is the source of this 1297-nucleotide messenger RNA. RefSeq lists its product as uncharacterized. Gene Ontology annotation, molecular function: nucleic acid binding. The transcript has 3 exons. Bases 549 to 1256 code for a protein of 235 amino acids. Lineage: Eukaryota; Metazoa; Chordata; Actinopteri; Cypriniformes; Cyprinidae. The record is from RefSeq and is a predicted model, not a curated record.